Dalotia coriaria is the source of this 937-nucleotide messenger RNA. Its product is annotated as peptidoglycan-recognition protein LB-like. Gene Ontology annotation, molecular function: peptidoglycan binding; N-acetylmuramoyl-L-alanine amidase activity; zinc ion binding. The record is from RefSeq and is a predicted model, not a curated record. Gene Ontology annotation, biological process: peptidoglycan catabolic process; innate immune response. NCBI's taxonomy places the organism in Eukaryota, Metazoa, Arthropoda, Insecta, Coleoptera, Staphylinidae. The transcript has 3 exons. The coding region runs from base 140 to 847 and encodes 235 amino acids.
CCCUCCCUUGGCGGCGAGUUGUCACCCGCAGCAAGUUCAUUAUCGCUGCGUAAUCAAGAGUUGCGCGUUGGACGUCGAGCGGAAUAAACGUGCGCAAUACUCAUUAAAUAAAUUAAAAAAAUAAAAAUAAAUUUAAAAAAUGGAUAAAAGUUUACAAAUAUUCAUGAUACUGGCAAUCGGCGCAGCUGGUGUCUUGUUUGUGUUUCUUAUGAUGCCAGCUAAUAGCAGCCCGGCGUAUGGUAAGGAACACGCCCAUCAUGCAUCAGGCCACGCCCCGAAGAGAAGCGAAGUGGAGAAGAGGUUAGAAAUUGUAUCGCGGGAUGAUUGGGGUGCUAGACCGCCGAAGAAUACGUCGAAGAUGAGUCAUCCGGUGCCGUACGUGAUUAUACAUCAUUCGUAUAUUCCGGAGGCGUGUGACACCCCCGAGAAGUGUGUGGCGGCGAUGCAAAGUAUGCAAAUCAUGCAUCAAGAUACUAAUAACUGGGACGACAUAGGCUAUAACUUCGCAAUUGGUGGCGAUGGUCGCAUCUACACGGGUCGCGGCUGGUCCAAUUGCGGCGCGCAUGCCCCAAGCUACAAUAACGUAAGCAUCGGCAUCUGCUUCAUCGGUGAUUGGACACAGGACAUUCCACCACCGGAAAUGACAGGCCCCGCGCAUGAUUUAAUUGAGUUUGGCGUCAAUGAGGGUUAUAUUAGUGCAGAGUAUGAAAUGUAUGGACACAGACAAGUGAGAGACACGGAAUGUCCGGGUGAUGCUUUCUUUGACGAGAUUACAACAUGGCCGCAUUGGGGGGCCAAGCCACCGAGGUAUGUAGAAAGAACAACAACCACUACGGAAAUACCAUGAACGGAGUAGAACAAUAAAUAUAUUUUGUGCAAGGAUGUAAUUAAGAUACUGUGUAUUUAUUAUGAUAAAUGUUUUAUCGACUGUUUAAAA